Molecule: messenger RNA, 1536 nt
Organism: Lytechinus pictus (painted urchin)
Lineage: Eukaryota; Metazoa; Echinodermata; Echinoidea; Temnopleuroida; Toxopneustidae
Product: transmembrane protein 186-like
Exons: 2
Coding region: 136-888 (250 amino acids)
Cellular component (GO): mitochondrion
Source: RefSeq, a predicted model, not a curated record
UCCCAGUAAAAUCAAUGUAUGCUCCCAUGUGAACUGAAAGAGAAAGGUAUUCAGCUGUUAUUUAUCGUCCAUCCUAUCCUUUUGAAUUUGGCAGGACCCAUUAUUUGAUGUGAACAAUUUCUUCAAGUCAAGAAGAUGACAAUGCAGGUUCUAUUGAAACUUUGCCAAGGGCAAAGAGCAGUGUGUCCAAUUCUUAAUCUAUCUACAAAGAGUCUCAUCAGGAACAAAGUAUGGAAAGCAUCAUCUGUGCUUUCAACAAGGAAUAUUGCAUCAAAAAUGCAAGAACACUUUCUAAACUUUGGCAGGAGUCCUCUUCGCUCAAGGAGUAUAGCUUGUCUUGUCCAGCAGCGACUACCAAGUAUUUCAAGAGGAGUAACCAGCAAAGUAAGUGACAUGGUUUCAGGUGAAGAAGACGAUCCAGAAUUCAAAGCAUUCUACCGUCUUCCAUCCAUUGUUCAGCUGAAGAUACUAUCAAGGAUCAAGAUAGUCCAGACUGGGUUAACACUAGCUCUAAUCCCUCCUAUCUAUUACUACCAUGAUGCAGGUAUGUUGAUGACAUGGCAGCUUCAGUUCUCUGUUGGUAUCGCGACCUUUGCCCUCUUCAUGCUUUAUGCCAUGAGCUUCUUCCUAAGGCGAAUGAUCGGAGCAAUGUACCUACAUCGUGAAGGAGACAUUAUCAAAGUCUCCCAUUUGACAUUCUGGGGAGGCAGGAGAGAUACUGUUUUCCCGGUAAUGGAUGUUAUCCCCCUGAGUGAAGGAAGCAAUAGAGCAGAUGAUGUACUCUUAAAGUUGGAGAGAUACAGCACAAAGGAUAUCCUUUAUUUCACCCUGCCGAUUGGACGUGUCAUUAAUGCGGAAGCCUUUGAAAGCGUAUUUGGUCAACCUUAAUGAUGCAAAUCUGUUAGUCUGUCAAUGAACAUUAUUGGCAUUAACUUUGUCCAGUCUUUAGGGGAAACCCCCAGAAAAGUCUUGAAUAUGAUUUUUACUUUGGAAAUUAAGUGAUGUUCAUGUGCCUCCCCUCUCCUGCCCUGAGAAAAACUUGGCAAAAUCAUAUAAAACUUUAUCCUGUUAUAUUAUUGGCAGGGUUUAUGUAUAAUCAUUUCAAAAACACUUAAGUUCCAAACAAAUAAUACACCUUUUUGUUUAUUUAGUAGCAGAUUGACCUCAAUAAGUCCCCCCCCCCCCCAGAAAAAAUGUGAUGAAUCUAAAAUGACAUACUUGUAUUUAUCCUACCCCCCCCCCCCUUUAAACAAAAUUAGAAAAAAGGAACAUGAAUGAAAAUUGUUUUCAAUAUCUUGCAUUAAUAUCUUAGAGUCCAACAGCAUCAUGAAUAUGUCGCAGACAAUACACACGUCAGAUAUUGAUACUUAAAUUUUUAGUGAUAUUCACAUCCAGGUGCACUAUGCAUAAGUUAGAUAUUAGGUGCUUAUUGUAUGUAAUUGAGGGUACUAUUUCAUGUAAAAUAUACUUAGUGGUUUCAUGCAGUAUCUGAAAGAUUCUUCAAAUUAUAAAAUGCAUUAAACAUUGUUGAAUAUA